Vicia villosa (hairy vetch) is the source of this 1054-nucleotide messenger RNA. Its product is annotated as protein DMP2-like. The coding region runs from base 159 to 827 and encodes 222 amino acids. Gene Ontology annotation, biological process: endomembrane system organization. The record is from RefSeq and is a predicted model, not a curated record. NCBI's taxonomy places the organism in Eukaryota, Viridiplantae, Streptophyta, Magnoliopsida, Fabales, Fabaceae. The transcript has a single exon.
CAAUCAAUAGUAAUAGUCAUUUACGACGAAGUUGCUUCCUAUCUCUUUUUCCUCUUCUAUAAAUCCAAUCUAACCAACCAACUCAUAGCGAUAGAAAAAAACAAACAAACCAAACCAAAAGAAACCUUUACCUAUAGCUUAGUCUAUCUUUUAUUAACAUGGCUCAAAAAAAUGAAAAUGAAACGGUUACUUCGCAAACCUUUAACACAGAAACAACAGCAACAAUAAGUAACAUAAAAAAAAGUAGCACCGGUGGAAUUGGAAGCCUCAUAAAACUGCUCCCAACAGGGACAGUUUUCUUGUUCCAAUUCUUAAACCCUGUUCUCACCAACAGUGGUCACUGCAAAACCAGCAACAAGUACCUUACCUCAAUUCUACUUCUCACAUGCGGUUUCAACUGUUUCUUUUCAACUUUCACAGACAGUUACACAGGAACUGAUAAGAAGAGACACUACGGCGUCGUAACAACGAAAGGAUUAUGGCCUUCGCCGGAGUCGUCGUUGACGAGUUCGGUUGAUUUAUCGAAGUAUAGGCUUAGGGGUAGUGACUUUGUGCAUGCUGCUUUGUCUUUGCUUAUUUUUGCAUUACUUGGACUUCUUGAUACGAAUACUGUCCACUGUUUUUAUCCUUCUUUUGAGUCAACUCAGCAGCGUCUUCUGCAGGUUUUGCCUCCGGUUAUAGGUGUGUUUGUUGGUUGGAUUUUUGUGAUAUUUCCACAACAUAGACAUGGAAUUGGAUAUCCUGUUACUACAGAUGAUUCUCAUGAAUCCUCUAGAAUAUCUAAUGAUACAGAGGGAUCUCCGCAAAAUCCAACUCAUAAUGUUUAGGUUUUUCUAGGGUUUAGAGUUUGUGAUGGUUACAGUAAUUCUUGUGUAAAACACAAUCACAAACCAUUCAAAAACGAUUGAUUUCACUAUUUUGGUAUAUUCAAAUUCUUGUGUUUUUCAUUUUUAUUUUAUUUUUUAUGAUUGCUUUAGUAAGGUUUUGAGCUUUCGAUUUAUUGUGACUAUAUAAAUUUAUAAAUAUUCUUCAAAAGUUUCAAUUUGAACUUUAG